Molecule: messenger RNA, 1107 nt
Organism: Thermochaetoides thermophila DSM 1495
Lineage: Eukaryota; Fungi; Ascomycota; Sordariomycetes; Sordariales; Chaetomiaceae
Product: putative GTP-binding protein
Exons: 6
Coding region: 1-1107 (368 amino acids)
Biological process (GO): cytoplasmic translation
Cellular component (GO): cytoplasm
Molecular function (GO): GTP binding; GTPase activity
Source: RefSeq, a predicted model, not a curated record
AUGGCGACCAUCGUUGACAAGAUCAAGGAGAUCGAGGCCGAAAUGGCCCGGACCCAGAAGAACAAGGCAACCUCCUACCAUCUGGGUCAACUUAAAGCCAAGCUCGCCAAGCUCAAACGCGAGCUCCUCACUCCGUCGGGCGGCGGCGGUGGUGGUGGCGGCGCAGGCUUCGACGUCGCCCGCACCGGUGUCGCGUCCAUCGGCUUCAUCGGCUUCCCUUCUGUCGGCAAGAGUACACUCAUGUCCAAGCUGACAGGCACACACUCCGAAGCGGCAGCAUACGAGUUCACGACGCUGACUUCGGUGCCCGGUCAGCUGGUGUACAACGGCGCGCCGCUGCAGAUUAUCGAUUUGCCUGGUAUCAUUGAGGGUGCCAAGGAUGGUAGGGGUAGGGGUCGGCAGGUUAUUGCUGUGGCGAAGACGUGCCAUUUGAUUUGCAUUGUGCUGGACGUCAACAAGCCGUUGACGGAUAAGAGGAUUAUUGAGAAUGAGUUGGAGGGCUUCGGCAUCAGGAUCAACAAGCAGCCGCCGAAUAUUACCUUCCGGAAGAAGGACAAGGGAGGGUUGAAUAUCACGAGUACGGUGCCGCUUACGCAUAUUGAUCAUGACGAGAUUAAGGCUGUUAUGAGCGAAUACCGCAUCAGCUCGGCCGACAUUACCAUCCGUUGCGACGCUACCAUCGAUGACCUGAUCGAUGUGCUCGAAGCCAAGAGCCGUGCCUAUAUCCCGGCUAUUUAUGUGCUCAACAAGAUCGACAGCAUCAGUAUCGAGGAACUGGACUUGCUGUACCGGAUUCCGAAUUCUGUUCCCAUCAGCUCUGAGCAUGGGUGGAAUUUGGAUGAGCUCUUGGAGGCUAUCUGGGAGAAGCUGAACCUCAUUCGCGUCUACACCAAGCCUAAGGGCAAGCAGCCCGAUUAUGAGGCUCCUGUCGUCCUGAGGGCGAACAAGUGUACUGUGGAGGACUUUUGCAAUGCCAUCCACAAGAGCAUCGUCGAGCAGUUCAAGUGCGCCAUCGUUUACGGAAAAUCAGUCAAGCAUCAGCCGCAGCGCGUGGGCCUGUCACAUGAGCUGGCUGAUGAAGAUAUUGUUACUAUUAUUAAGCGGUAA